UGCUGUAACUCUGCCGCAAUCUUGACACCGCUCUGGCUGAAUCAUUCCAUCAGAGGUACUCUAACACCUACACCCUCACCUACCUGUCCAUCCUUCCUUUCGACCGUGGAAAAAAAGGCGUUUUUAACACAUAAAGAACACAAAAAUGGCGAGCAACUUCUCGAGAAUCCUGUCAUCCAAGCGAAACAUCGGGAUCCUGACGCUGGUGGGUGGCUCAGUAACGGCUGGAUUUCUGUUGCACCGGGAUCAUGUCAGCGCCGGAGUGCCUGUACGCAGGAGGUACCCUGCAAGUGCGGAGUACCCAGACUUGCGCAAACACAACAACUGCAUGGCCAGUAACCUGACACCUGCCAUUUAUGCCAAGCUGUGUGAUAAAGCCACUCCCAAUGGUUACACACUGGACCAGGCCAUCCAGACAGGUGUGGACAACCCUGGGCACCCCUUCAUCAAGACUGUUGGCAUGGUGGCAGGAGACGAAGAGUCCUACGAGGUAUUUGGUGAUCUGAUAAACCCUGUCAUCAAAGAGAGGCACAACGGCUAUGACCCCCUCAACAUGAAGCACCCUACUGACCUGGACUCCAGCAAGAUCCAUUCAGGCCUGUUUGACGAACGUUAUGUGCUGUCGUCCAGAGUGAGGACAGGCCGCAGUAUCCGGGGGCUGAGCCUGCCCCCUGCCUGCAGCCGGGCAGAGCGCAGGGAGGUGGAGAGGGUUGUGGUGGAUGCCCUCGCCGGCCUGAAGGGUGACCUGACUGGGAGGUACUACAGUCUCACCCAGAUGACAGAAAAGGAGCAGCAGCAACUCAUUGAUGACCACUUCCUGUUUGACAAGCCAGUGUCACCCCUGCUGACAUGCGCAGGAAUGGCUCGUGACUGGCCAGAUGGCCGUGGUAUCUGGCACAACAAUGAGAAGACAUUCCUGAUCUGGGUCAAUGAGGAGGAUCACACCAGGGUGAUCUCCAUGGAGAAGGGAGGCAACAUGAAGAGAGUCUUUGACAGGUUCUGCAAAGGCCUCAAGGAGGUGGAGCGUCUGAUCCAGGAGAGAGGCUGGGAGUUCAUGUGGAAUGAGAGGCUUGGUUACAUCCUCACCUGCCCCUCCAACCUGGGCACGGGGCUCAGAGCCGGGGUCCAUGUCAAACUGCCCCUGCUCAGCAAGGAUCCCCGCUUCAGUAAAAUCCUGGACAACCUGCGCCUGCAGAAGCGUGGGACGGGGGGCGUGGACACGGCCGCCGUGGGUGGCGUGUUCGACAUCUCCAACCUGGACCGCCUGGGACAUUCUGAGGUCCAACUGGUGCAGACGGUGAUUGAUGGUGUCAACUACCUGAUCGAGUGUGAGAAGAAGCUGGAGAAAGGCCAGGACAUCAAGGUGCCUCCACCCAUCAAGCAGUUCAAGUAGACAUUGACCUCUGACCUCACCCCACAAACCUCUGGGCACAUGCACAAGCACCUCACCCUGCGCCCAUAGAUAUGAUAAAUAUCUAUGUCAUUGCCCCACAGUAUACCUCUUUAUAAUAUAAUCUACAUAUAUUGUAUGCUGUCCCAGAAUAUUGCAGUGGACUUAAGUAUGUUGCAGAUGCACUUCACAGUUUUUAUCUGUAAACUCAACUCCAAACCAAGCUCUAAAUUGGCAGCAAAAACUAAUGAAUGAUGCACAAGCUGUAGUCUGUUGUAAAGAAACAAACAUGGCUGCCAGUUUUCCUGUCUGCAUGGUCAGCAGUAGCUAUGGCUGUGCUCCCACAACCACUCCUCAGCCCACAAAACCUGACUUUGCCCUGCCUCAGCCCCUCCUCCUUGCUGCAUGUCCUACGCUCAGCCUGUCUCCUCCCCUCAUUUCUGUAUGUUUUUUGGUCAUGCCCAUUAUCUGAUGCUUGUAUAGUCCAUCCAUUUUUGCGAUACUCUCCAUUAUAGAUUGUGUGUACAUACUAGAUCUUUACCAUUUUUAGUGGAUUUGGAUUCCAAAUGACUUAUGGAUGUGUAUGUUCGAUGGCACACUGGUGUCAACAUGUGAUGUUAAAACACACUCUGGCCAGGCUGGGCUCUGUACUGUAAGCUACUGCAGCAAUAUCAUUCCAGCUCAUCACUGAAUGUCACACUAUAAUGUCUUUUAUUAAAGAAGUCAUCUAUUUAACAGUAA
This is a messenger RNA of Monopterus albus (swamp eel), 2131 nucleotides long. Its product is annotated as creatine kinase U-type, mitochondrial-like. Gene Ontology annotation, cellular component: mitochondrion. Gene Ontology annotation, biological process: phosphocreatine biosynthetic process. NCBI's taxonomy places the organism in Eukaryota, Metazoa, Chordata, Actinopteri, Synbranchiformes, Synbranchidae. Gene Ontology annotation, molecular function: creatine kinase activity. The record is from RefSeq and is a predicted model, not a curated record. Bases 146 to 1393 code for a protein of 415 amino acids. The transcript is spliced from 9 exons.